Messenger RNA from Haliotis rufescens (red abalone), 9335 nucleotides. Its product is annotated as NFX1-type zinc finger-containing protein 1-like. Gene Ontology annotation, biological process: regulatory ncRNA-mediated heterochromatin formation. Gene Ontology annotation, cellular component: nuclear RNA-directed RNA polymerase complex. Bases 338 to 6454 code for a protein of 2038 amino acids. Lineage: Eukaryota; Metazoa; Mollusca; Gastropoda; Lepetellida; Haliotidae. The transcript has 4 exons. The record is from RefSeq and is a predicted model, not a curated record. Gene Ontology annotation, molecular function: helicase activity.
ACAUAGCUUAGUGUUCAUAUUGCGCAACUGUAUCUGUGUUGGGAGCUUGCCAAUACUAUAAAUAGACCCAACGUUAUCAGCCGAUUGAUUGUUGGCAAAGUCGCCCUCCGCUGACGUUUAUCAGUCACAACAGGGAAACAAAAGUCUUGCACAGCGCUCGGUGAAUAGAGGUAGGGAUUUAUGUGAAAUUGGCUGUGGGACUCAGUAUGGGGCAGUCAGGGUGUGACGGUGUACACAUAAAUAUACCGCGCGGUGCAUGGGAGAUAACUUAGUGUCAUGGCAGUGUUCCUGGUGAGGGCUUCUAAUGUAAAUCUUUAGACUCGAGAAAACAUUCAACAUGGAGGACUUCCCACCACUGAGGCCUGCAUCCAAGGCAGGAAAGAAGACCAGAGAAAAAGAGAAAGGCGAGAAAGAACAACGUACACAUUCACUUGGUAAACUUAGUUUGAAAGAGCUGGCAAACUGUUUGGAACAGAGAGACAGCGAUGAAAAGCUUUCCGAUGAUGAAUGUGAAGACACUACCACACAGAGCCAAAGCUCUAUCAAUUUGCCAUCCUUAUCAACAUACCCAGAUGAUAAUGAUGGAACUGGAAUCAAGGAUACAACUUCAAAAAGACUGAUGAAAGGAAAACCGAAAAAGAGAAAGUUUGUUCCUAUAAACAUUUACUCUGAAUCCUCUAAUUCAGAAACAAAUCAUGGAUUGGAUAGACAUGCUACCCAUGGAGAAACAACUGUCAGAGAUUCUUUGGAGUCUUCAACAAAUGUGGAGCCAGAUUAUGAGGUUCCAGCUGACUCUACAAUCCCCAAAACACAACACCAUACAGACUUCAAGAAUCGGAAGAAAGGCUGGGAACACACAUUUGAAGAGCAAAUUUAUAUAUCAAAGCAGUGUGAUAAUCAUACCCACACAGUCAACAUGAUUGGAAAAUCUCCUAUCAGUGAUGGUAUCAAAGACAAUGUGACGAAGAGCCCGGCAUAUAACUGUGGCCUUCUUCAAGGAGCGCCUUAUGUAGGUGAAAGGUAUAAUACCCAUACAUUCCAAAGGUAUCCCAUACCAACUGUCGGGGUAACAGGUGUUAAUGACACAGAAGAGCAGGAAAUAUUUGAAGAUAAAAGAGAAAACAAACAUUCAAAGAAAGGGAAGAAACGUAGGACACACAUGGUGCCAGCUCCUGUUGAAAUGUUGGGAUUUAAAACCAAGAAUCCGAGCCGUAACACGAAAACUGGCAACGGUACUGUAAUUGCUAACGGUUUAGAUUUGAAGCCUUCAAACUCGAAACGCCAAGCACAACGAAAGACCCAAAUGCGAGCUAUUCCUAUUAUACAUCAAGAUGACACAGAUAGUUCAGACGAAUUGGUGGAUAGAGACUAUAGAUGGAUUCAUGAAAAUCUCACUGACAGAACAAUUUCUUUGUCCCUAUUGAGAUCUUUACAAUGUCAGGCAUCGUCUGUAAUAGCACUCACUCUUGCUAGGAAUGUUGACCUGGAGCACCUCUUGAAUAAUGAAGACUUUGACAUAGAACACAUUCUUCUACUUCUGUCUCUGAUUUCCAAAGGAUGUGAGUGUCAAGUUGUACCAAAGACUGGAUUGCAAAUCCUAACAAAGAUGACAGGGUUUCUUUCAAAACAUUUACACUCCCUAACAAAACGACUUGCAGAAAAAGUACAUACAAUUGAGUCAUUGACAAUUCAAAAUUUUUUCAGAGACAUGGUAACAAUUUUGAAAGAGAUGGUACGGAGAGUGAAGGACACUGGUACUGAUCCAACAGCAAUACCCAGGCUGAUACUGACAGUUACAGCUAAACAGUUUAAAACAUUUCUUGAAGAGUCACAUCAUCAGAUCCUUCUUGAUUUAGCAUCAUUGAAAGAAGCAAGAGUCAAAGCAUGUGAAGAUACUUUCUUGCAUAAGGAUGACAAUUUCCGUCACAUCAAACUCAUGCCCACAAAUGAUGACAUAAACCCAUCCAUGAAACCAAGUCUAACGAAAAACAAGGCAGUCGGCAGAUACACAGACGUCGAUGAAUAUUUAGAUGUUCAGUAUAGACUACUCAGGGAAGAUUUCAUUCAGCCUUUACGAGAAGGUGUUUCAGAGUACCAAGACCUGUUGGCUAUGAAGGACAGAAAAACAAUUCGUCUGUAUCAGAAUGUACUAGUAAGGCGAUUCUUCUGCUCAGAAGAUGGAAUUGUAUACAGAUUACAAUUUGAUGUAAGCAAACUUUCACAAGUGGAUUGGGGUAAUACAAAGAGACUCAUGUAUGGGUCUAUGGUAUGCAUCUCCUCUGAUAACUUCAAGACAGUGAGGUUUGCAAUAAUAAGUGACAGAAAGCCAGAGAAACUCCAACAAGGAAGGAUUGACAUAAAGUUUGAUAAUAAAGUCAAACUUGAUCCAGGAACACAAUUUGCAAUGGUAGAAACUCCAGCACUGUUUGUUGCAUAUCGACAUGUGCUAAUCGGAAUUCAGCAGAUAGAGAGCAACAAGCUACCAAUGUCUGAAUACUUUGUAGAAUGUCGUGCAACAUUGGCAACUCCAGAAUAUUUGAGACAUGAUGACGCUAUCAGCUAUGAUAUGAGUGGUCUUGCAAUGACGUCAAAAGAUAGUGGGACCUCAAUCAAUUCUGUAAGUGUAUGUCAAGAAGUGGAAUGGCCCAUUGCUAGUGAUCUUGAUAUGGACGAAUCCCAGUUCCAUGCAUUCCACACAGCUCUUACGAAGGAACUUGCCAUCAUUCAAGGGCCUCCUGGAACAGGCAAGACCUAUGUUGGACUGAAGAUUGUCAAAGCUUUGAUGCAAAACAGACAUGCAUGGAACCCUGAUAAUUCGAGGCCACUUCUGGUUGUUUGCUACACAAAUCAUGCUCUCGAUCAGUUCUUGGAAGGAAUUUUGACAUUCUUUAAAGGGAAGGUUCUUCGUGUGGGUGGGCGUUCAAAAAGUGACAUAUUGAUUAACCAUAACCUCAAUCGCAAACGAUCUGAGCUGUUCAGGCACAAAACCUUCCUGGAUGAAGACAUCAGCAACAUUUUGGAAAUACGACAGGAAUUGAGGGAGGACUUCACAGUAUGCCAAAAAGAGCUAGAAGAAUAUGGACAACAAAUUGAUGCAACUACAGAAGGUGUCCUUCAUGAAGAUUAUUUGAAACCCUUUAUGAAGCAACAAUAUAGGAAGAUUACAAAUACAUUCGGUAAGAAGGACUGUUUUUCUGCCCUCCUGGAAUGGCUUGAUAUCCAAGGUAUAGGCAAGGAGAAGCUCUCAAUGCAUCCAACAGUUUCAGCAGAACCGAAGGGAAGCAUUCAAAAUGAUGACAUUGAACAGGUAGAUGAAAAUGAAGAAGUGGAUGAAACAGAAAAGGAAAGGAAGCUUGAUGACAUUGAUGAAUACCUGCAAUUACAAACACGAAAUUUAUCCAUGUAUAGGAAUCGGUGUCUUGCUGUUAGUCUUCUUGACUGUGAUUUGACAGAUGAGCAGUGGAAAACUAAACAUAAGACUUCUAUGAAAAGGGAUAGCAGACAGACACUGAAAACUCGUUUGAGAAGGGAACUUUUGUCCCGCACCAAAAUGGAAGAGCAUGAAGCAUCUAGUGUAGAUGCAAAUGCUCUGUCAAUAGCUGACCGAUGGAGAUUGUACAGGUACUGGGUUGAACUAUUUUGUCAGAGGAUGCAUCACCUGAUGGAACCCCUUAAGUCAGUAUGUCAGAAUGCUGCUGAUAGGUACAAAGAAGCAAAUGCACUGGUCGACAAAUACGUCUUUGAACAUUCCUCUGUGAUUGGCUUAACUACAACGGGAGCAGCAAGAUACCAGACCCUUCUGACAGAUAUACAACCUCCUAUUGUAAUUGUUGAAGAGGCAGCUGAAGUAUUGGAAGGACAUAUCAUUACAUCACUUAGCCCAGGGUGUCAGCACCUCAUCCUGAUUGGCGACCACAAACAACUUAGACCAAAUCCAAACGUGUAUGAACUGGCCAGGAGAUAUAACCUGGAUCUAUCUUUAUUUGAACGGAUGAUUAACAAUGGUUUACAUUGCGAUUGUCUUGAGCUACAGCAUAGAAUGAGGCCCUCCAUCUCCAAGGUGUUGAGGCACAUCUAUGACAAGUUGAAAGAUCAUGAAUCCGUGUUUUCUUAUGGGGAUGUUCGUGGAAUUUCAGAGAACAUUUACUUCAUUAACCACUCUGUUCAGGAGUCAGAAAACAAGGAACUCUUGAGUCAUCUGAACGACUUUGAAGCAAAGUACAUCACGAAACUGUGCCAAUAUCUACUAAAACAGGGUUACAGUCACAGUCAAAUUACAGUGUUGUCAACAUAUUCAGCUCAGGUGUCACAUUUGCGGUCAAUGAUGACACAAGAGAGACAAGAAGGUCUGCUGAUAACAGCUGUUGACAAUUACCAGGGAGAAGAAAAUGACAUCGUUCUCCUGUCCUUAGUACGCAGCAACCAAGAAGAAAAGAUUGGGUUUUUGAAGACUGACAACAGAAUAUGCGUCGCCCUAUCCAGGGCAAAAAUAGGACUAUACGUUAUUGGCAAUUUUGAUUUACUGGCACGGCACAGUGAAACUUGGAAAAACAUCAUUCAGGACCUGAACGAUUCAAAUCAAAUUGGACCAGGUUUGGAACUCUACUGCCAGACGCAUCCUAGAACAGACCGCAUUGUUGUCACAGAUCUUAAAAUGUUCCAACAAGUCCCUGAGGGUGGUUGCAUGAAGCAAUGUCACUUUAUAUUGAACUGUGGACACACGUGUACAUUGAAAUGUCAUGCAUAUGACCCAAUGCAUGUGCUGUUUUCUUGUAAGAAGGAAUGCCAGAGGACGAUUUGCAACCUUGGUCAUCCAUGUCCUGCCAUUUGCUCGGAUAAAUGUCCGCCAUGUGAGUUUCCGGUUAGCAGAACUAUUCCCAAAUGUCAACAUACACAGGAGAUACCUUGCAGCGUGGAUCCAGGGAUGCACGUGUGUCUCAGCGAGUGUGAGGAAAUUUUGGAAUGUGGGCAUAAAUGUGGAAAUCUGUGUGGGUAUGACCACAUCUGCUAUGAGACAGUUCCCAAAACCUGGCCAUGUGGUCACACAGGGGAGGUACUGUGUACAGAAAAGGAUCAAGGUCGGUGUCUGGUCCGAUGUGAUGCAAAACUCCUGUGCGGACAUACAUGUGAGGGAUUCUGUUAUGAAUGCAAUGAAGGACGGCUUCAUGUGCCAUGCAAGAAGAAGUGUACAAAGAUUCUUAUUUGCGGACACCCAUGCAAAGCUUCUUGUUCUAGAUGUCCGCCUUGUACUUUAGAUUGUGAGACGGCUUGCCCUCACAGCAAAUGUCAGAAUCCCUGUGGACAGAAAUGUCAACAAUGUGACAAACCAUGCCUGUGGGCGUGUGCACAUUUCAAAUGCAAACAACUGUGUGGAGACGUUUGCGAUAGAAAUCGCUGUGAUAAACGUUGUCGCAAAAAGCUGGAAUGUAAACACACCUGUAUUGGACUAUGUGGAGAAACCUGUCCAGGCUACUGUAGAAUAUGUCACAAAGAUGAUGUGUCAGCCUUCCUUCCAGAGUCAGAAGACAUUUCAACAGCCAGGUUUAUUUUCUUAGAAAAAUGUGGACAUAUAGUUGAAGUACAUGCUCUUGACAGAAUAAUGGAAAAUGUUCAAGCCAGCAAGCAGAUACAGCUUCCAUGCUGCCCAUGGUGUAGCACACCAAUCAGACGUAAUACCAGAUAUGGAGCUAUACUAAAUCAGAUACACAAACAAAUGGAAAUGGAAAAGGCUGCCCUGGCUGAGAUGACAACAGAACGGCUCACAACCCUACAGAAUGUGAUACAUACUGACAUAGACAGCUUUGACUGUGAAGGUGAUGUGUCAGAAUUGAUAGCAAAUGCAGGUGAAGAUGAAUCUCGCCUGGUGGCAGUUAAAAACCAAAAGACAUUCCUGAUUGGAAUGGAGAAGUUGAAAUCAAGGAUAACUGAACCACAGGAGGAGGAUCAUGAUGGAAUUUGGCAUGACAUCAACAAAUUUGAGCAAUGGCUGAAAAUCCAACGAGAUGUCUUUACUGAGCAAGAAGUCUCAGACGCUCACCACGAAUUCCAAAGAAAUACCAUUGCUGUGUUUCUGCAUGAAUUAUUAUCAAGGGAAUCUAAAGACAAUUUGUUACCCUCAACCUUGGCACUUCUGCAGAAAGUUAGGGCAGUUAUCAAGACAAAGGAAAAAAUAACUGAAGACGAAUAUAAGCUCGUUACAGAGCUAAAGCAUGACGUUUCCCACGUCAUUGCUGACAUUGAGUUUUAUGAUAAACUCUCAAAGGACAAAAUGCCCGCCUGGAGACACUUGAAAGCAGCACAAGGACAUUGGUUCAGAUGCCCAGUCUCUGAUGACCACAUCUACUAUGCUGAGGAUGACUUGAUGCAAGAUGAGUGCUAUAUGUGUAUUCGGGACCAGGCUUCACUGGAAGGUGACAUAUGUCAAGACUCAAAGGAUACAGACAAAGAUUGCUGAACUCAUCCAAAAUGCACAGCCUGGACUGUUGAUUGUACUGCGUUAUCAUUGAUAUGUAUUUACAUAUGGUUUCACAUGAACCUUAGAAGGUGCUCUCCCACAUGUAUUUGAGAAACCGAUAGAGCAGGACAUGCUUCCCAUUUUGUGAUCACCUACUGUAAUCACUUAUUGUCAGUAGUCCAUUCACAUAACUUUCGCAGCAAUGUUGCCAUUAAUACGAAAUUGUAAUCUGUUUCGGCAGAUAAUCUAGACUGGUUUUUCUCUUGCACUGACAAUUUAUAUUGUAUCCAUAUGAAAUUAUUGUUAUUGUAAUAUAUGUGUGAAGUGUAUAACACAAUAUUGUACCCAACUGAUAAUGGUUACCAUAAUGGAAACAAUAUUACAUGGUGCUUACUGUUUUCUGUAUAUAUUUGCUAUAUUUAUUUUAUAGUUGAUAUCUAAUAUUGCUACAUGUGAGAUGAAUUCUAUGGCAAGGGGUUAUGUGUAUGUGUAUGUCGAAAGAACUUACUACAUGAUGUGAAGGUGUUCUUAUGAUUUUCAUCCUUCGUGUUCACAACCCAUUCACAUAUCAGAAGUUCUAUAUUUACACCAUUAUGAUGACGUCACAGUAGUGUUAUUGCAGUUGAUUCUGAGCCAGGAAUUCACUUGCCAUUCAGAACGUGUGUUUUAAACAAGUAAAACUGACGCAACUAUACGUCAUUAUGUACAAUCAUGGAAAUCUUUUGUUCCAAACAAUACAUGGUUUAAGUCCGCGAGAAUCUGAAGUCAACCAGAAUUUGUUGAUUCAAGAAGUAGAAUGAACUCGCCUCGUCAGGGUUCGCUUGUUCUACCCACGAAAUCAAUAGGUUCUCGUGAUUUAUUGGUUUAGUCGGGGUGACAGCUUGGAACUGUGUGAAUAAAACUAAUGUAUAGUUAGACCACGCAACCAAGUCCAGUGACUGAGACACCGUGACCGAGCAAAAGGUUUUUCUUUACUUACGGCUGUGUGAUGGUAGAUUGCAUACCCUUAUAGAAGAAGCAUGAAAUACUGACAUGUCCGGUUGUGUGCAAAACAUUAGCUCCUGUGAACAAUGCCUUUUUGCAAGCACUAACAAAGUUAUUACUGUUGUCGUUUUUGCCAUCUGCAGUUUAUGAUAGAAUACGUAACUGUAUUUGUAAUGAGCUGUGUUAUUACUUAAACAAUAAUUAGUAAGGGAGUUCUUACUUUACUUAGAGAUCAUUGAGAGCAGGGGUCACCAUUAGGUGUACUGAGAAUACAGCACCAAUCAUCUGAUGAUCUGAGUAGAAGACUGGAGUCUGGAAUGCAACCACACUGGCGUGAUCAGUUAACAACAAGUCCAGCGUAACUCCAAGACAGUAUGUUGGAGAGUGAAUGAGUUGAGUCAUAAUCCGCACAUGAAAGAAAUCUUCAAGUUUCAGUUUUUCACUCAGAUCACAGUUGAAAUCUCCAGUAACUAGGACAUAUUCACAUUAAUGCUGCUUGGGCGCCCCUGUUCAUGUUACCGGUACCCACUGGGAGGAAGUAGGCUGGUUCGGGCGCCCCUGUUCAUGUUACCGGUACCCACUGGGAGGAAGUAGGCUGGUUCGGGUGCCACCUUUUUAUGUUACCACCAUGCACUGCGGUGAAGUAGGCUGGUUCGGGUGCCACUUGUUAAUUGUGUUUUCACAAUAAUUCACCAUAUACCUUGUCCAAGUUCCUUUGUCAAGUUGUACACAUCUCAAUUAGGUUAUUAUGGUAACGGUUCUCAGACAACCCUGCGUAGAUGUUUUUGGUAGAAUGUGUAAACGGUUUCCGAGUUAUGCACUUGCUAAGGUAACAUUCGUAAAAACUCCCAAACUAUCAAAAGUCACCAGUUGGGGCAAAAUCUAAUACUUUUUUUUAAUCACAAACUGUCAAAAGGCACCAGUUUUCCACUAGACCUAUGGGCCAAGUUUGGUGAAGAAAUAUUAUAUGGUUUUCAAGAUCUGCUCCGGAAACGAGCACUGCCGCCAUUUUCGUUACAAGUCGUUACAAGGGAAAUUGGAAAAAUAUAUUUUUAAAAUAAACCAAACUGUCAAAAAGCACCAGUUUACCACUAAACCUAUCUAGGUGCCAAGGUUUUGGUUAAGAUAUCUCUCAUGUUUUUUCAGUUCUGCUCCGGAAACAAAACGUGACAGGCGGACGGACGGAAGGACAGAAGGACGGACGGACGGUACCCAUUCAUAUAUCCCCCUUCCACUUCGUGGCGGGGGAUCAUAAUGGUCAUAUAUGAACGCACCUGGGAUCUUUGUGAACUAUAUGUGUAUAACAAUAAACUGACAAAAUCUAAACAAAAAAAGCGUUGAGUUCGAAAGAAACUGAAGCAGAUAUGUAGAGGCUAAUUGUAGUUUCCUAUCUAGUGACCUGAUUAUGUUGAUAUUUUAAUGAGAGGCGCAAACUGCUCAUAGUUAUCUUCAUGGUAUUGUACACUGAAAACCAAGGGAAACUGAUUAAAGGAAGUUCCUUCAUCGAGUGAAUAUCAAUUGUGUGUUUCGAGAUAAAGAAAAGAAUAUUUUUAUAUACUAUGUGAAUUGAUUUACUUGCCAUAUAUGUCCGAGAUAAAAAUUUGAUCAGCAUGACUUUGGGGAAUUUGGAAAUAUAUAUUUCAAUGGACAUAAAUAUUUCUGUAUGUUAUUAGAUUGAUUUAUCUGCUUACAAACAUUUUGACAGUCUUAUUCUGCUUGCUUAUUUAAAUCUUUGUAGUGGCAGUACGUCCUGUAAUUAUAUUCAUAUGUAUAUUGUAUACAUAGACUAAAUGCCCAUGGUUUCAUGGUUUAGGUGCAUAUGUUAUCAAAUCAUCAUUAUUACUUUUUUUCUUUUUUCUAUAGCUUGAUUUCUUUCAAAUAAAUGUAUUGAUAUUAA